This is a messenger RNA of Populus trichocarpa (black cottonwood), 1340 nucleotides long. Its product is annotated as ataxin-3 homolog. The transcript is spliced from 2 exons. Gene Ontology annotation, biological process: protein deubiquitination. Lineage: Eukaryota; Viridiplantae; Streptophyta; Magnoliopsida; Malpighiales; Salicaceae. Gene Ontology annotation, cellular component: nucleus. Bases 228 to 923 code for a protein of 231 amino acids. Gene Ontology annotation, molecular function: cysteine-type deubiquitinase activity. The record is from RefSeq and is a predicted model, not a curated record.
GAGAUGAUAACCAAACUUAUUCAAGUGACAAUUUUUUUUACACGUGUUAGUCAGUUCUUUUGCACGUGCUAUUAACACUUUCAUUCAUAAAUUCAACUUCCAGGCGAAGUGGAAAAAUUGGAGAAAAGAGCUUAAUAUAACUGCAACUGACAAUCCAAAAACCUCAUAUAAAAAAACGCAGAGGAGAGUCCUAGGGUUUCCAAUCUCGCGAAAUUCGAUCAAUCAAAAUGGAAAUGGAAGGAGUGAGCAAUGGAGGGAUGUUGUACCACGAGGUACAAGAGGCCAAGCUAUGCGCCGUACAUUGCGUUAACACAGUGUUACAAGGACCUUUCUUUUCAGAAUUCGAUUUGGCGGCGCUUGCUUCCGAUCUCGAUUCAAAAGAACGCCAGAUGAUGCAAGAGGGAAACUUCUUCACCUCAUCCGUUGGUGAUUACCUCUCCGCCGAGUCCCAUAAUGUGUCCUUAGGCGGUGAUUUUAGUAUCCAGGUUUUACAAAAGGCUUUAGAGGUGUGGGAUUUGCAGGUCAUUGCCUUUGACAGUCCAGUUGCUGAGCAUGCGCAGAUUGACCCUGAUCUAGGAAAUGCAUUUAUUUGUCAUUUGCAUGAUCAUUGGUUCUGCAUUAGGAAAGUGAAUGGGGAGUGGUAUAACUUUGACAGCCUCUAUGCAGCUCCGCAACACUUAUCCAAGUUUUACCUUGCAGCCUGCAUGGAUUCUUUUAAAGAUUCUGGCUGGAGCAUUUUCCUGGUGAUAGGAAACUUCCCAAAAGAGUUUCCCAUUGAAUCCUCUGAAGCUCCCAACGGUUAUGGACAGUGGCUGUCUCCUGAAGAUGCUGAGAGGAUUACUAAAUCCUGCAACACAACAGAGUCUCCACAGACAAUCGAUUCCACUCAACAGGCAUAUCAAGAAACUCUGUUAAAAAAAUAAGACCAGAACUUGAAAGCUGCAUUAGCUGCCAGCAAGAUGGAAUCUUCCCAAAGCCGUGGCUAGGGUGGAAACCAGUAGUCCUCAAAAUGACGAGGAAGAUACCGAAGAUGGCAAUGAAGAUAGAAAGACAAAAACACACAAUAAGAACUAUUCAUUUGCAUUUAAUUUGCAAUGAAAACUCAUUUGCAAACAAAAAGGUUUUGAGUUACAAGAAGGCAAGAAUUUAAUUUUCAUUUGAUUAGAAAAUAAUGCUCACUGCUAGAUUUGAUAGUUUACUGACAAAAUUUUCUGUUGGUAUGUACAUUUAUAGUUUGUUGAUACUUAUUUUACCGAUGGGAUUAUGAACAAAAGCAAUCCAUCCAAAAACUAUUGUUGUUAAUUUAUGGUAUGUCAGUAAUAAAUUUACCGAUCGAUAAA